GGUCAAGAGUCGUCCUGAGCUGACCGCAGUUGCCUUCAGAAGCAUUUGGAGCCCUGUAGGUGAAGCCUGAGAACAGCUACCUCCGGGGACCAUGCCGACCGUGGAUGAUAUUCUAGAACAUAUAGGAGAAUUCCACCUUUUUCAGAAACAAACAUUUUUCCUCUUAGCUCUGCUCUCUGGUGCCUUCACCCCCAUCUAUGUGGGCAUCGUUUUCCUGGGAUUCACUCCUGACCACCACUGCUGGAGUCCUGGAGUGGCCGAGCUGAGCCAGCGGUGUGGCUGGAGCCCGGCAGAGGAGCUGAACUACACUGUGCCGGGCCUGGGGUCUGCAGGUGAGGCCUCCUUCCUCAGCCAGUGCAUGAGGUAUGAGGUGGACUGGAACCAGAGCACCCUUGACUGUGUGGACCCACUGUCCAGCCUGGUUACCAACAGGAGUCACUUGCCACUGAGCCCUUGCGAGCAUGGCUGGGUGUACGACACUCCCGGUUCCUCCGUCGUCACUGAGUUUAACCUAGUGUGUGCUCACUCCUGGAUGCUGGACCUGUUUCAGUCAGUGGUGAAUGUGGGGUUUUUCAUCGGUGCUGUGGGGAUUGGCUACCUAGCAGACAGGUUUGGUCGGAAGUUCUGCCUCUUGGUCACCAUCCUCAUCAACUCUAUCUCUGGGGUUCUCAUGGCCAUUUCCCCCAACUAUGCCUGGAUGUUGGUGUUUCGCUUUCUCCAGGGACUGGUCAGCAAAGCGGGCUGGUUAAUUGGCUACAUCCUGAUUACAGAAUUUGUUGGGCUGGGCUAUCGCAGAACAGUGGGGAUUUGCUACCAAGUCGCCUUUACUGUUGGGCUCCUGAUCCUCGCAGGAGUGGCCUAUGCCCUUCCCAACUGGAGGUGGCUGCAAUUUGCUGUGACUCUGCCCAACUUCUGCUUCCUGCUCUAUUUCUGGUGCAUACCGGAAUCUCCAAGAUGGCUGAUCUCCCAGAACAAAAAUGUGAAAGCCAUGAAGAUAAUUAAGCAUAUUGCUAAGAAAAAUGGAAAAUCAGUGCCAGUCUCUCUUCAGAGCCUGACAGCAGAUGAGGAUGCUGGCGAGAAACUGAACCCUUCGUUCCUGGACUUGGUCAGAACCCCUCAGAUAAGGAAACACACGUUGAUCUUGAUGUACAAUUGGUUCACGAGCUCUGUUCUCUACCAGGGCCUCAUCAUGCACAUGGGCCUUGCAGGGGACAACAUCUACCUGGAUUUCUUCUACUCGGCCCUGGUGGAAUUCCCAGCCGCCUUCAUCAUCAUCCUCACCAUAGACCGGGUUGGUCGCCGCUAUCCCUGGGCCGCGUCAAAUAUGGUGGCAGGAGCAGCCUGCCUAGCUUCGGUGUUUAUCCCUGAUGAUCUACAGUGGCUGAAAAUUACCGUCGCGUGCUUGGGUAGAAUGGGCAUCACCAUGGCCUACGAAAUGGUCUGCCUGGUCAACGCUGAACUGUACCCCACAUACAUCAGGAAUCUCGGUGUCCUCGUCUGCUCCUCCAUGUGUGACAUUGGCGGCAUCAUCACACCUUUCCUGGUCUACCGUCUCACCGACAUCUGGCUGGAGUUCCCGCUGGUCGUAUUUGCUGUGGUUGGCCUAGUUGCUGGGGGACUCGUGCUGUUGCUGCCUGAGACCAAAGGCAAGGCUCUGCCUGAGACCAUCGAGGAUGCUGAGAACAUGCAGAGGCCAAGUAAAAAGAAAGAAAACCGAAUUUACCUCCAAGUCAAGAAAGCAGACCUUCCACUAAGCUAAGGAGAAAGAGCAUCGUUGCUGCUGGAGCUCUGAGACCAGAGGCAGAGCUUCUCUUCCCCUCCUCCCAAACCCACACAGCCCAACCUCACUUACCCCUGAACUCCAUCAGCAGGGAGCUGUAGCCCACACAGUUUGUUGCACUGAUGUGUCAAGCUCUUCCUCCCACCAGGAUCUUCCACCUCAUUCCACUCUCAGUGGUCCCAGGAAAUGGCCAUGGCUUUACUGGAUUUGUUGGGGUGCUUUACAUUUCUUUACUUGAUUUCUUUCUCCAUCAUGACAUCAAACCAAAAUAUCCAAGGGAGCUGUGGACCAGGACAAACAACUAUUAAAAAAAUAAGAAAUCUGAAAAACGAUAGACGUGAGAAAAGAAAUUUUAAUAUUUUUUUUGAGCAAAUAAAAACCUCAGAAUGUA
Molecule: messenger RNA, 2171 nt
Organism: Mastomys coucha (southern multimammate mouse)
Lineage: Eukaryota; Metazoa; Chordata; Mammalia; Rodentia; Muridae
Gene: Slc22a2
Product: solute carrier family 22 member 2
Exons: 11
Coding region: 92-1759 (555 amino acids)
Biological process (GO): transmembrane transport
Cellular component (GO): membrane
Source: RefSeq, a predicted model, not a curated record